Helianthus annuus (common sunflower) is the source of this 542-nucleotide messenger RNA. Its product is annotated as phenylalanine--tRNA ligase, chloroplastic/mitochondrial. Lineage: Eukaryota; Viridiplantae; Streptophyta; Magnoliopsida; Asterales; Asteraceae. The record is from RefSeq and is a predicted model, not a curated record. The transcript has 4 exons. The coding region runs from base 65 to 313 and encodes 82 amino acids.
UACGAAAGGUCAACUUGGGAUAAAAUUCAAGCCAUUUUCAAAGUAUCCACCUUGUUAUAAAGACAUGAGUUUCUGGAUCAAUGACUCAUUCACAGAAAACAACCUUUGCGAAAUUGUCAGAGGCGUUGCUAGUGAUCUUGCGGAGGAGGUACAAUUGAUUGACAACUUCACCAACAAGAAAGCAAUGACUAGCCAUUGUUACAGGAUCACAUAUCGCUCCAUGGAGCGUUCUCUUACAGACGAGGAAAUAAAUGAGUUACAGUGGAAUGUUCGAGAUCAGGUGCAGAGACAGAUGAAUGUUGAACUAAGAUGAUUUUCUGUAGCAUAUUUGUUUUUUUUUUCAAUCCAACAAGUCAUUCAUAAGUUACAUUAUAAUUUUGAUAUAACUGCAAUUUUUUUUGGGGUAAAAUUAGGGCUGCCAACUAGCAACUCCCCUGUGAUUAUCCAUCAGUAAAUUUAUGCAUGGUGUAACAUUUGGUCACUCAUGUCAACCAGUAUAUGUAUAAUCCAUGUUACGAGUUUUAAGGAUUUGUUUUUAGCUA